Molecule: messenger RNA, 1102 nt
Organism: Lottia gigantea (owl limpet)
Lineage: Eukaryota; Metazoa; Mollusca; Gastropoda; Lottiidae
Exons: 9
Coding region: 92-1051 (319 amino acids)
Biological process (GO): tetrahydrofolylpolyglutamate metabolic process
Cellular component (GO): vacuole
Molecular function (GO): gamma-glutamyl-peptidase activity
Source: RefSeq, a predicted model, not a curated record
CUAUUAACCACGUAUAUAGCAAUAACAUUAGGAUGAGGAACUAGAUUAAUUUUGGGUCUACCGAUCGAACCUUUUAAGAAGCCCUAUAGUCAUGAUGGUUAAAGCCAAAGACGUAUUUAAAUGUAUCACUAUAUUCAUUGUUCUUUUUCUAGAAGUUGAGAGCACAAAUUUGAGACCUAUUAUCGGUAUAUUAACUCAAAAGGUAUCAGGAAAAGAAGAAACGUUUAUACCAGCUAGUUAUGUCAAUUAUUUAGAGGCAUCGGGGGCGAGAGUAGUUCCAGUGAGAGCUGAUCAACCCAAACGUUAUUAUGAAAAAGCUUUUUCACAAAUUAAUGGAGUGUUGUUUCCUGGUGGCGGUGUGGGCCUAAUAAGUAGUUAUUAUGCUCAUAGUGGCAGAUAUAUUUAUGACUUAGCUAUAAAGGCUAACGAUGAAGGUGAUUUUUUUCCACUAUGGGGAACUUGUCAAGGCUUUCAACUAUUAACUAAUCUAACAGCAGAUGUCGAUUUAUUAAGCAGUACUGAUAGUGAAAAUUUACCUUUACCUCUAAAUAUCUCAAAAUCUUUAGCAGGCAAGAGUAGGUUGUUUGGCCCAUUGCCGUCAAGAAUUUAUGACUUUCUAACACAGAAACCUGUUACAUAUAAUAACCAUCACUACAGCAUGACAACAAAGACAUUCCAUAAUACUAAAUCAUUAUAUAGCUUCUAUAAUGUGUUAUCAACUAAUACAGAUAGAGAGGGUAUUGAAUUUGUGUCCACUUUCGAAGCGAAAGAUUACCCCUUUUAUGGUGUUCAAUGGCAUCCAGAGAAAAAUAAUUUUGUAUGGAAUCCUAAACUUAAUAUAGACCACGAUGAAAGUGCUGUCGAAGUUAGCCAAUAUAUGUCCAACUUUCUAGUUGCUGAAGCAAGGAAGAGCAAUCAUAAAUUCCAGAAUUCCACGUCAGAAAUUCAAGCAAUGAUUGAUAACUAUAAAAGAUCUUAUCACACCGAUGGAACUUUUGAAGUCAUUUACUAUUUCAAUUUAGAAAAUUCAAAAUUCGAUACAUUCCUGUAAAUUUAUAUGUUAAAGUUGAUUUGUUACAUUACAGAUUUUUAUUUUUUCACU